This is a messenger RNA of Gastrolobium bilobum, 1799 nucleotides long. Its product is annotated as adenylyltransferase and sulfurtransferase MOCS3. NCBI's taxonomy places the organism in Eukaryota, Viridiplantae, Streptophyta, Magnoliopsida, Fabales, Fabaceae. The coding region runs from base 118 to 1485 and encodes 455 amino acids. Gene Ontology annotation, biological process: tRNA wobble position uridine thiolation. The transcript has 11 exons. Gene Ontology annotation, cellular component: cytoplasm; cytosol. The record is from RefSeq and is a predicted model, not a curated record. Gene Ontology annotation, molecular function: thiosulfate-cyanide sulfurtransferase activity; URM1 activating enzyme activity; adenylyltransferase activity.
AAAACCCUGGUUUUGUUUGGUCUUCGCCGUUUGCCCAGAAACAAAAAACAAGUCCAACUUCAACACUUAGUUUUUGAAGGUGAACUCAACUCAACACUUGUUUGUUACACUCAUUCAAUGUCGGCGUCUGAGAUUCUUCGUGAACUGGACUCUUUGAAGGAUGCCAAGACCAAAAUCGACCACAAAAUCUCUCUGCUUGAAGCUCAACUGAGGGAUAUCAAUCUCCAAAACGACGCCGCAACAACCAAUGGCUCUUCAUCGUACCCCACAAAUGGAUUGGCCCCUCACAUGAUCCACAGAUACAGUCGUCACCUUGUGCUCCCUUCAUUUGGGGUUCAAGGGCAAUCAAAUCUGUUGAAGUCAUCAAUUUUAGUUGUGGGAGCUGGAGGAUUGGGUGCUCCUGCUUUGUUAUACUUUGCAGCUUGUGGUGUUGGCCGCUUGGGUAUUGUUGAUCAUGACCGGGUUGAGCUGAGCAAUAUGCAUAGGCAGAUUAUCCAUACAGAAGCAUAUGUUGGUCAGCCGAAAGUGAAAUCUGCUGGUGCUGCUUGUCGCUCGAUAAACUCCACUAUUCAAGUUGUGGAACAUGAAGAAGCUUUGCGGACUUCCAAUGCUUUGGAAAUUCUCAGCAAAUAUGAUAUAAUAGUAGAUGCAACAGAUAAUGCUCCUACCCGUUACAUGAUCAGUGAUUGCUGUGUGGUACUAGGAAAGCCUCUUGUAUCAGGUGCUGCACUGGGAUUGGAAGGACAGCUCACCGUCUACAAUUACAAUGGUGGUCCUUGCUAUCGAUGCCUCUUUCCAACUCCACCACCUGCAACAGCAUGCCAAAGCUGUGCUGAUGGUGGAGUUCUAGGAGUAGUUCCUGGUAUAAUUGGCUGUCUCCAAGCUCUCGAGGCUAUUAAGAUUGCAGCUUCUGUUGGUGAACCACUCUCAGGAAGGAUGCUUCUCUUUGAUGCGUUGUCUGGACGGAUUCGUAUUGUCAAAAUUAGAGGAAGGUCUAUGCUAUGUGAAGCUUGUGGAGAAAAUGCAACGUUUACCCAGCAGCAAUUCCGAGAAUUCGAUUACGAGAAGUUCACUCAGACUCCCUUGUGUGUGCCUCCUUUGAAGUUAAAUCUACUUCCCACUGAAUCAAGAAUCAGCAGCAAUGAGUACAGUGAAAUAAUUCAUAACAAGGAACCACAUGUGCUGGUUGACGUUAGACCAGCUCACCAUUUUAAGAUUGUCUCUCUCCCUAAGUCUUUGAACAUUCCACUCUCAAAUUUAGAGGCUAGGUUGCCUGAAAUAUCAUCAGCUUUGAAGAAAGAGGAAGAGGACACAGGUGUUGUUUCUGGAUCAAGUGCGCAAUUAUAUGUAGUGUGCAGAAGAGGAAAUGAUUCUCAAAGGGCUGUUCAAAAUCUUCAGAAAAUUGGUUUCACUUCUGCCAAGGAUAUUGUUGGGGGCUUAGAGUCUUGGGCUCACAAUGUGGAUCCUAACUUCCCUACAUAUUAGCUGAUCUGUUUAGCUCUCUAGUUAAAUUUUCAUCAAGUUAUACUCCUGAUUUGAAAUGAUUUCUUUUUUAUAUAUUAUCAGGGAUGCUGCUUUCAUUUUUCCAUGGCCAUUCAUAUUAUUCUCGUUUCUUAUUCUUGUACUAUAUAGAUGUUACUAUGGGCCUUGAAUUAUGCAAGGGUAAGGCUGCGUACAAGAUUUUUUCUACUUCACACUUGCUAGUCGGGUUUAACGGGGAGUGAUUUAUUGAUUACAGUUUAAAAUUUCAAAUGUAUUCCCGAUGUAGCUAGAACUUGCACUUUCAGGAAUGAGUUGCU